UGUCACUCCUUCAGCUUUUGCUGGAUUUCAUCUUCAAACUCUCAGAGACGAAAACUGAGGAUCAUCAGACACUGCAAUGUCAUCUACAAUGAAACAAGCAGUUUCAGAGCUGUCUGUCCCGCUCUCAUGGGGAGAGAUCAGAGGGAGAGUAUGGGGUCCUGAUCACGGUUAUCCUGUGCUGUGCCUGCACGGCUGGGCUGACAACUGUGGCACCUUCAACACCCUCAUUCCCCUCCUGCCCCGAGAGUGCAGAUAUGUAGCAGUGGACAUGGCAGGUCACGGUUUGUCCUCCCAUCGUCCUCCUGGAGUCGACUAUGGAGUACCUACACACGUGGCGGACAUACGCAGAAUCGUUGAGGGUCUCCAGUGGAGAAAAUUCUCCAUCAUAGGCCACAGUAUGGGUGGCAACAUCGCUGGAAUGUUCAGUGCACUGUAUCCUGAGAUGGUGGAGGCCGUCAUACUGCUGGACUGUUUUGGAUUCUUGCCUGCAGAUCCAAAAGAAAUGCCCAAACUGAUGAGACAGGGGAUGGAAAAGAUGCUUCAGUUUGAAAAACAAACAGAGGUGAAGAAAAAAGUUUACACUUACGAGAAGGCAGCUGAGAGGUUGUUGGCUGUAAACCCGACUCUGCCUGAACAGUCAGUGCACAUCCUUUUAGAGCGAGGUCUAGUUCAAGUUGAGGGAGGAUUUGUGUUCUCCAGAGACAUGCGAAUUAAUUUUAAAAGCACAGCACGCAUCACUUUGGAGCAGAGUCUGGAGCUGCAGUUAAAGAUUCAAGCCUCUGUUCUUGUUGUUCUAGGAGACCAAGGUUUUGAUCCACCGAUUUCAGAAACAAACCAACAGAAAGCUUCCUCCAUACUUCUCCAAGGAUACCGUGACAGAAAUCACACGGUGGUGAUGCUACCAGGCGAUCAUCACGUCCAUCUGAGUCAUCCUGAAGUCGUUGCUCCAUUUGUUUCUGACUUCCUGCAGACCAAAGUGCUCUCACAGCAGCUGACAGCUUAGUGGACACACACAUACACACACACACGCACACUUUAUGUCUCAGUACUCUGCUCUCAUCUCUCUCAGAGCAGUCGUUAACAUAAUUCUGAUGUAUUACGUUUGAACAGUCCUAUAGUUUCUUUAGAGACUUUGAAUAAUCAUAUCUUAAUAUAUCACUGCAUUCAUUAUUGCUGAGGUUGCUGCUGAUUUAAAUUCACACUAGUUACUAAAAUUGUUUUACAUACAGAUAGAAGCAGGUCUGUUUAUCUAUUGUUCCUCCUCAUAUUAAGUUUUUAUGAAGAAAAAUAGCAGCGUGUAUAACUCCAAUAUCCUUAAACAGUACAUGGAGGUGCACAGUUGUGGAGAGGAAAACAAACAGAACACCAGCACUCACAGAUAAAUUUACUUAUUUAAUGUGGACAAAAAUGAACAGAA
Messenger RNA from Plectropomus leopardus (leopard coralgrouper), 1417 nucleotides. RefSeq names its product serine hydrolase-like protein. Gene Ontology annotation, cellular component: membrane. The record is from RefSeq and is a predicted model, not a curated record. NCBI's taxonomy places the organism in Eukaryota, Metazoa, Chordata, Actinopteri, Perciformes, Serranidae.